AUGAUUUACUUUGUUUACAUUCUUCCAAAUUUUCACGAGGAUGAUGCGAUGGGGGGGCGAAAUUCGAAAAAAAAGAUAAUAAAAUUGCAAUUCGAUAGAUCUGAACUGGCUGAAUACAAAGAAGCUUUCGAUAUGUUCGAUGAAAAUGGAGAUGGAAAAAUUACAAUGCUAGAGAUUAUAAGCAUAAUGAAACUGUUAAAUCAACCGGUGAAAGAAUCGGAAGUGUUAUUGAUGAUGGACGAGGUGGAUUUAGACGCCAGCGGUACAAUAGAUUUUGGAGAAUUCUUGUUAAUGAUGAAUACUUUCCAGCAGCACAAAAAGAACGAACAAGAAAUUCGCGAGAUGUUCAAUGCACUUGAUAUCAGACACACAGGACAAGUUACCCAUGAAGAUUUGAAAAUAGCAAUGGCUAAUAUAGGUGAAGAAUUUACUGACGAAGAAAUUGCAGAAAUGAUGGGAGAAGCUGACAAAAAUUGUGAUGGCAUCAUUGAUUUUAUGGAAUUUCAUCAAUUAUGUAUGGAACUCAACUUAUAA
Molecule: messenger RNA, 534 nt
Organism: Psylliodes chrysocephalus
Lineage: Eukaryota; Metazoa; Arthropoda; Insecta; Coleoptera; Chrysomelidae
Source: the annotation of a GenBank genome assembly